Messenger RNA from Symbiodinium sp. CCMP2456, 3027 nucleotides. NCBI's taxonomy places the organism in Eukaryota, Dinophyceae, Suessiales, Symbiodiniaceae. The record is from the annotation of a GenBank genome assembly.
AUGUCGGGUGGAGGUGACUUCACGGAGAUGGCGGGAAAGGCGAUCAAGGAUGGCGUUCGCUUGGCUCGGGAGAGGGGUCAUCUCCAACUAGACCCGGCUCAUGUCUUCAGCAUCCUCGUGAAAGAGCGGAGCAGCCUUCCAGCACAAGUGCUCUCCCGCUUGAAUGGCGACAGCCAAGAGGUGGUGAAGGGCUGCGACAGGCUUCUGGGCAGCUUCAGUUCGCAAAGCCCAGCGCCAGAGGAGAUCUCUCCCAACAACGCCAUGCGUGGGGUCCUUGCCGAAGCAGAGCGCCUGAGGACGGCCGGCGGAGAUAGCUAUCUCAGCUUGCCCGACCUCUUCCUCGCGCUGCUGAAGCAGAAGUCCUUGAAAGAGGUCUUGUCCUCGGCAGGCUACAGCAUCUCGGCGGUGGAGAAGGCCAUACAGGAAGUCCGAGGAUCACGGAAAGUGGACAGCCAAACUGCCGAUGAGAACUUCGAGGCGUUGUCGAAGUACGGAAGGGACCUCGUGGCCGAUGCGGAGAACGGCAAGCUCGACCCGGUCAUCGGCCGCGAUGACGAGAUCCGGCGGGUGGUGCAGGUUCUAGCCCGCAGGACCAAGAACAACCCCAUCUUGGUUGGAGAUCCAGGUGUUGGAAAGACAGCCAUUGCAGAGGGUUUGGCACAACGUGUGGUGGUUGGGGACGUUCCGGAAGCGCUGAAGGACUGCCGCAUCAUCGCACUUGAUGUGGGUGCGCUGAUCAGCGGUGCCAAGUACCGAGGCGAAUUCGAAGAGAGGCUAAAGGCUGUGCUCCAGGAGGUGAAGGAUGCAGAGGGACGGGUUGUGCUUUUCAUCGAUGAAGCCCACCUGCUGAUAGGUGCAGGAAAGACAGACGGGGCCAUGGAUGCUGCAAACCUCUUGAAGCCGAUGUUGGCUCGUGGCGAGCUCCGGUGUAUCGGGGCCACGACAGUGGACGAGUACCGAAAAUACAUCGAGAAGGAUGCUGCCUUGGAGAGACGCUUCCAGCAGGUCCACGUGGAAGAGCCGUCGGUGCAGACUGCCAUCACCAUCCUUCGGGGCUUGAAAGAUAGGUAUGCAGCGCACCACGGCGUGAGCAUCCAGGAUGCAUCCCUCGUCGCUGCUGCGACUUUGUCCAGUCGCUACAUCACUUCACGAUUUCUUCCCGACAAGGCCGUGGAUCUUCUUGAUGAAGCUUGCUCCAAGAUCCGUGUGCAGCUGAGCUCUCAACCCGAGGCCAUCGAUAGCCUGGAGCGCCGGCGACAGUACCUCGAAGUAGAGGUUAAAGCGCUGAGCAAGGAGAAAGAUCAGGGCUCCAAGACACGGCUAGCAGAGGCACGGAAGGAGCUAUCCAGCGUCUCUGAGCAGCUUGCUCCGCUGCGGGCGCGUUACCAGCAGGAGCGAGAGCUCAUCGAUGACUUGCGCAAGGCGAAGCAGAAGCUGCAGGAUCUGAAGAGGAAGCUGGAGGUCAUGGAGGCACGCCACGAUGUCGACGCCGCCGCAGAUCUCCGCUAUGAUGCCAUCCCAGGGGUGCAGCAACGCAUCCGCGAGCUCGAGGCAAAGAAGAAAGAGCAGGAGGAUGCGACAGAGAGCCCACUGCUAGUGGAGACCGUGACACCCGGCCAUAUCGCCGAGGUCGUUUCGCGCUGGACAGGCAUUCCGGUAUCCAAACUUUCACAGGGGGAGAAGACCCGGCUGCUGAGUCUGGAGGGGGAGCUGAGGAAGCGAGUCAUCGGACAGGAGGAGGCGGCUGCCGCUGUGGCCCGCGCCGUGCUGCGCAGCGCCGCCGGCCUCGCGCGUCGAAACCAGCCCACGGGCUCCUUUCUCUUUGCCGGGCCUACGGGCGUGGGAAAGACGGAGCUGGCAAAGGCUCUCGCCGCAGAGCUCUUUGACAGCGAGGCGCGGAUGAUCAGAUUCGACAUGUCCGAGUACAUGGAGCAGCAUGCGGUCUCGAGGCUCAUCGGUGCCCCUCCGGGUUACGUGGGACAUGAAGCUGGUGGCCAGCUAACUGAGGCUCUGCGCCGGCAUCCCUACAGUGUGGUCCUUUUCGAUGAGAUGGAGAAAGCUCACCCACAAGUUCUCAACGUACUCCUGCAGUUGCUCGACGAUGGCCGGAUCACCGACAGCCACGGCAGGACGGUGGACUGCACGAACUGCGUCGUGAUCAUGACUAGCAACCUCGGUUCUGAGCACCUCAUGGCUAUGGCCGCAGAUGCUGGCAGGCACGGACCUGCCCUGGAGAAGGCACGCUCCAUGGUGCUGCAGACCAUCAGGCGAUCCCUGAGACCAGAGCUCUUGAAUCGCCUGGACGAUGUCAUUGUCUUCAGCCCUCUCAACGGCGACGUUCUCCGCCAGGUUGUGCGACUGCAGCUCGCCGACGUGGUCCGCAGGUUAGACGAGCUGGAGGUUACCAUGCACAUCACCGACGCAGCAGUGGACCGAGUGUUGAAGGCAGCUCACGACCCAGAAAUGGGUGCCCGGCCAUUGAAGCGCUACAUGGAGCGGCAUCUGGUUUCACGUCUCAGCACCCUAGUCCUGGAAGACAAGCUGCCAGCUGGAAGUUCCGUCACCAUCGACUGGAAGGCCACUGGUGGCAGAGGCGAUUGGGACUUUGAUGUGGCGAUGGUUGCGAUUUUCAACACCGGAGAAAGGGCUGCAGAUCUUGUUCUUCUCUCGCCGCGGAACAAGAGCACCAUGCUGUAUGCGAUCGCGGAGAUGCCCCAGGAGUUUCGACCUGCGGCACAGUUUCUGCUGCGCCAGCGUGAUCGCAAAAUGAGGGUGCGAGUGCUCCAGCACUUCCAGCCAGUCGCGGAUGCUGAUGCCGAGGAGAUGCGGGUUUCGAAGACAACGAACUCUACGAAGCUCGGAUCCGCAAUUAUGAGCAAGUUUGUGGACGUCGCCGGCAACAAUUUGAAGCGAACGGUCAAGCUUGAGUUCCAGGGGGCAUUCACGGCUUCCAUUGCCAUGGAAGCCAUCGAGAAGGUGGCCCCUGGUGGGGUUAUCAUUCGGCAACCACGGGCCAGGCUACGAUAG